Messenger RNA from Cyclopterus lumpus (lumpfish), 660 nucleotides. RefSeq names its product potassium voltage-gated channel subfamily H member 2. The record is from RefSeq and is a predicted model, not a curated record. Bases 1 to 660 code for a protein of 219 amino acids. The transcript is spliced from 5 exons. Lineage: Eukaryota; Metazoa; Chordata; Actinopteri; Perciformes; Cyclopteridae. Gene Ontology annotation, biological process: regulation of heart rate by cardiac conduction; potassium ion transmembrane transport; regulation of ventricular cardiac muscle cell membrane repolarization. Gene Ontology annotation, molecular function: inward rectifier potassium channel activity.
AUGCCGGUGAGACGGGGCCACGUGGCGCCUCAGAACACUUUCCUGGACACCAUCAUCCGCAAAUUCGAGGGACAGAAUCGAAAGUUUAUCAUCGCCAACGCACAGGUGGAGAAUUGCGCCAUCAUCUUCUGUAAUGACGCCUUCUGUGGGAUGUGUGGUUACACCCGGGCGGAGAUCAUGCAGAAGCCCUGCACCUGUAGCUUCCUCUAUGGACCUCACACCAAGAGACCGGCGGUGGCCCAGAUGGCUAAAGCACUGCUGGGAGCAGAGGAGAGGAAGGUGGAGAUUUCCCUCUACACUAAAGAUGGAGUGUGUUUCCAGUGUGCAAUAGACGUGGUUCCUGUGAAGAACGAAGACGGCCUUGUCAUCAUGUUCAUUCUCAACUUUGAGCUCCCCACUGACCCAAGAACAGUCAACAGCUCACCAGCCAGAGAGCUCAACCGAGUAAUGCAUAUCGCGUGGCUGACCCGGGCACGGCGGCAACGUCUGCGCCUCCUCCUGCAAUCCCUCGGCUCCAGUUUGGGUGUCCUGUCGCAGGACAGCGAGCUGGGGGCUCCUCGAGCUGACCUCCCUCCCCUUGGACACGACAGCUGGAGGAGGCAGGAGCUGGACUACUGUUGUGGGACCAAGAAAGGGAGGAGGAAAAAGAAGAACGAAUGA